GCAGUAAGAGCCAUGAAAGGAUCAAGCAGUCGACUUUGUCAAACAUAUCGAAGAUUACACUCGACCACAAACAUCAACAACCUUCCCCGAAUAGCACCCUUACCUCAUAUCUCCGUAUUAGAAAUAUCCGGUCCCGACGCUACGAAAUUCCUCAAAGGUUUGAGCUGUAAAGAUGUAGAUUCUCUUCAAGGAGGUUAUAGUGGAUUUCUCAAUGCUUCUGGUAGAGUACUACAUACGACAUUCAUAAUCCCUUUAUCUUCAUCCACCAUUCCUACUUAUCUUAUAACUCACCAAUCCCCUUCUACUCAUCCUCACCCGCUCACGACCUUACUUCCACCUUUCAAACUUCGUUCCAGAGUCCGAUUUCGUGAUGUAUCAUCUGAAUGGGAUGUUUUUUCCGCUUGGGGAUCAAAAGAGGAUAUGGAAGGACAUAAACCUCUGGAGAGAUGGAAGUUUGGAAGUGGAGGUGCAGCUGAAAGAGGUUGGAUAUGGGAAGGAGGAGUAAAAGAUUUAGGUUUGAAAGAAGGAGAAGUUGGUUGUUGGGAUUUAAGAGCUGGCUGGGGAAGUAUGGGUAAAAGGGUUUUAAUACCAAAGGGAGAUAAACCAUCUCUUAUCUCUUCACACGAUUCUGUCCUUACUGAAAUAUAUCAUCUCAAUCGUACUUUACUCGGUGUACCUGAAGGUCCAACGGAAAUAUUACCUACCCAAGCAUUACCUUUAGAAAGUUGUAUGGACAUUCAUGGAGGUAUAGAUUUCCGUAAAGGUUGUUAUUUAGGUCAAGAAUUGACAGUACGAACAUAUCAUACUGGUGCUACAAGAAAACGUAUAUUACCUAUUCGACUUUUCCCUCUUUCUUCGAAUAAACCUUUAUCAGAAAUUGUUCUCUCACCUCCCACUGUAUCAUCUCUCUCCACCGCCCCAACCUUGCCAGAAUCUCCUCCUUUACCUGAGUUAAGUACGCCAACUUCAACGUUCUCUACCACGGGAGACUUAUCACAUACUUCCAUCACGGACGAAGAGUCACAGAUAGAUAUCACCUAUCAUCCACCUCCCGACGCAACUUUGAAAAAAGCUAGAUCAGCAGGAAAGAUCCUUUCUCUCCUUCCUCAUCAUCCGAAUGUGGGAUUGGGGUUGGUAAGGAUUGAGAUGGCCGAGAGAACAUGGUGGAAUGCUCCUUCGGUUGGAAGUGUAACAGACUGGGCGAAGGGAAACAGAGGUAGGUUGAUAGCCAAUGUCCAUGGGGAAGAAAUGGGGGUUUAUGUUGGUAUGGGAGAAGCUUAUAAUUCUGCUUCGCAAUUUGAAAAGACGCAAGGGAAUCGAUGAAAAAGUACUGGUUUACUGGUAAGUAUGGAGGUGUAAUUUUGUGUCAACCCCACUCAUAUUUGAAGAGCUAUAGAUUGUAUCUUCAGGGUAAUGUACUAGAUGAUAUACAUAAAGUC
Messenger RNA from Tremella mesenterica DSM 1558, 1439 nucleotides. RefSeq lists its product as uncharacterized. Gene Ontology annotation, molecular function: protein binding. The record is from RefSeq and is a predicted model, not a curated record. The transcript is spliced from 3 exons. The coding region runs from base 13 to 1323 and encodes 436 amino acids. Gene Ontology annotation, cellular component: mitochondrial matrix. Lineage: Eukaryota; Fungi; Basidiomycota; Tremellomycetes; Tremellales; Tremellaceae.